Molecule: messenger RNA, 2055 nt
Organism: Zygosaccharomyces rouxii
Lineage: Eukaryota; Fungi; Ascomycota; Saccharomycetes; Saccharomycetales; Saccharomycetaceae
Gene: QDR3
Product: Qdr3p
Exons: 1
Coding region: 1-2055 (684 amino acids)
Biological process (GO): intracellular polyamine homeostasis; transmembrane transport
Molecular function (GO): polyamine transmembrane transporter activity
Source: RefSeq, a predicted model, not a curated record
AUGGUAGAUCCUACUAAUACUACUGCUAAAGAUGGCGGUAGUGUAUACUCGUAUAAUUCCUAUUCAGACUCCGACCUUUCCCCUGGGAAAAAAGACGAGGAAGGGGGAUUCCAAGAUCCACAAGCGUACAGAGGACCACAUGGAGAACCAACGGCUUCUGACGGAGCUGAAUCCACCGGUGAAGGUUUUCAUGAAGGUGAUGUAAAGGCAGAGUCAGAACAAGAUGAGAAUAAGAAAGUCGGCGUUUGGAAGAAACUGAAGGACAGAAGUUACUGGACUCCUCGAAAGGAACGUAGAGGUAUCCUACCACAUCUCUCGUUGAUACCAGAGUUCAAAGAUGCAAGAGAUUACCCGCCGCAUAUCAAGAAGUUCAUCGUGUUUGUCAUUGCAUUCUCAUCAAUGAUGGGACCCAUGGCAACGUCUAUUGUCUAUCCUGCCAUUGAUCCCAUCAAAGAAGAUUACAAGACUACUUCGAUCAUGGUCAACGUAUCAGUCGGUGUUUACCAGAUCAGCUUAGGUGUUUUCCCACUAUGGUGGUCUUCUAUAUCUGAAAUGAACGGGAGGAGGACGGUCUAUGUCCUUUCAUUUCUUCUUUUACUAGCAUUCAACGUGGGGACCGGUUUGUCGCCCAACAUUAACGAUUUUAUCAUUUUAAGAGUUUUAUCUGGUGGUGCUGCUGCAUCAGUGCAGUCUGUGGGAGCGGGGACUGUUGCUGAUUUGUACGUUCCAGAGGAAAGAGGUACAAACAUCGGUAUUUACUAUAUGGGUCCGCUAAUGGCACCAUUAGUCUCCCCCAUCAUCGGUGCUGCGUUGGUCUCGGGCUUUCCAUGGAAAUCCACGCAGUGGUUUAUGGUGAUUCUGUCUGGUGUCAAUGUCAUCCUGCUGGUACUUUUCCUACCAGAAACGCUUCGUAAACAGGACAGCGGCGCUGCAAUAACGGCUAUUCUACAGGCUCGUAGGAAAGGUUCGCCCGGUGUUAAUGCGAAUCAGACAGAGGACAAGAGCGGAUACCAAACUCAAUAUAACGAAGAUACGCACAGCAUUAGUGAUCCUUCAAUAGCAACUCAUGAACACGGUAAUGAUGCUGAUUUAGAAAGGGUAUUGAGUCGGACCAGUAACAGCAUGACCCGAUUCAACAGUAAUAAUGACCUGGAUCCAAUUGCACCACAACUUUCAAAGAUCCACUCCUAUGAUCCGCGACAAGAACAGAUGUUGAGAGAGUACGAGGCAAAGAGGGUGGAAAACAACUUAGAGGAGGAACUGUCCCGUAUGGAAACCGCUAAAUCCAACCAUACCGCUCGGAGCGAUGGUGAUAAAAUCGAACAAACGAGAUUUCAAAAGUAUCGUCACCUGGCAUAUUUGUAUUUGAUAAGACCUCUCAAAUCGUUAUACUUUUUGGAGUACCCACCUGUCCUUUUGGCCAUUACGUUUUCGGCAAUUUCAUUCGCCGUCUUAUAUUUUGUCAAUAUGACUUUAGAAUACGGCUAUUCUCGUCCUCCCUACAAUUUUUCACCAAUGCUUAUAGGUCUGAUGUACAUUCCCAAUUCCGUCACAUAUCUGUUAGCAUCCGUCUUUGGCGGUAUGUGGACAGAUAAUCUGCUGUUAAAGUACAAGGCUAAACAUGGGGAAAUGGUACCGGAGGCCAGAAUUUCGUGGAACAUCGUUACUGCAGUCAUAGCUUUCCCCAUAUCCUUACUAAUUUUUGGUUGGUGUCUUGAUAAAGGUGAACAUUGGGAAACUCCGCUCGUGGGUACAGCUCUCUUUGGUUAUGCCAACAUGAUGACUAUUGGCGCUACAGUAUCAUAUCUGGUCGAUUCUCUCCCGGGCAAAGGUGCUACCGGUGUGGCUCUCAACAAUCUAGUUAGACAAGUGCUGGCAGCAGCAGCAGUGUUCGUGACAGACCCCAUGCUGGACAAUAUGACCAUUGGUUGGUCCUUCACUAUGUUGGCAUUCAUCAUUAUCGGUGCGACGAGCGUGCUGGUCGUUCUGAAAAAAUACGGUGACCACUGGAGGGAAAAUUUCGACUUGGAACGUUUGUAUAAUAAAUUGGAAUGA